AUGCUACGUGGUCUCCGCCAGCACCUCUCGAACAAGAAGGUGUUCACUCUAUCGGCCCUCGAUGCGGGGCCGAACGUGGACGACGAAGAGAUCAGCUUGAAGGACUUCACCGGGCACUGGCGCGACACCUUGAAGACCGAGUUCUAUAAUGAUCUCACGGGGGUGCCGCUGGACGCCGAGAAGGUCAAGGCAGCGAGGCGAUCGGAGGACUGCUACCGCGAGCUCGGCCGCAAGUCUCUCAGUGUGCGCUGGGUUGACAUCGACAAGGGUGACUCGAGCUGGCCCGAUUACAGGUCGCGUCUCGUCGUGCAGGAGACUAAGGCGCAGAGCACCAUCGCUGGGGAUGACGUCGGCGCAGUGUUUGCAGCGACGCCACCGCUGGAGUGCCUCCGGCUCGUGUGUAGCUUGGUGAUGUCGAGCGGCCCGGCCGAGGGUCGCGUCCUGCGCUUCCUGGACAUCUCGGGGGCUCACCCGCACUGUAAGCUCAAGAAGACACUCUACAUCAAGCUCCCAGAUGAGGACCCGAUGUCGCAGAAGGCAGGCAAGUGCGGGCUCUUGAGGAUGGCUCUCUACGGGACGCGUGACGCCGGCCAGAACUUCGAGCUGACGACCUCCGAGACAGUCGUCGGCACCAGCUGCGACCAGUCG
Molecule: messenger RNA, 648 nt
Organism: Prorocentrum cordatum
Lineage: Eukaryota; Dinophyceae; Prorocentrales; Prorocentraceae
Source: the annotation of a GenBank genome assembly